UUCAGUUUAACUUACCACUGACGGAGUAUCUUCCUUCAUAUAUCCCUUACCUCUCUCUCAUGUACUUUUCAUUCAUCAAUAAUUCUCUCUUCUUCUUCUUUAAAUCUCAUCUUUCCGUACACUUUUCAGUUUCAUUCAUCUAAUCAUGGUGCAGUCGAAGAAGUUUAGAGGUGUCAGGCAGCGACACUGGGGUUCCUGGGUGUCUGAAAUUCGCCAUCCUUUAUUGAAGAAAAGGGUGUGGCUAGGGACAUUCGAAACAGCCGAAGAAGCAGCUCGAGCAUACGACCAAGCGGCCAUCUUAAUGAGUGGAAGGAAUGCAAAAACCAACUUCCCAAGUGGAGGAGAUCACCCAAAAGGCACAGAAAACACACAUUCAACACCACCCAAUGAGCUGUCGGAGUUCCUACAUGCCAAGCUCAGAAAAUGCAGCAAGACACCAUCUCCUUCCAUGACUUGUCUGAGGCUCGACACCGAGAAUUCGCACAUAGGAGUGUGGCAAAAAAGGGCAGGCCAGAGCUCGGGUUCCAAUUGGGUGAUGACUGUUGAGCUUGGAAAAGGAAAUGCUGCUGUGCCACCCCCUUCCAAUACCUCAGGGGCUGAACCCAGAACAGACAUGGAUGAAGAAGAAAGAGUUGCACUGCAAAUGAUCGAAGAACUGCUUAACAAGGAACUGUUGUUCGUUUGAUGUGAACAAGGAGAGGGUAACUUGUUCAAGUAAUCUUUAAU
Molecule: messenger RNA, 726 nt
Organism: Hibiscus syriacus
Lineage: Eukaryota; Viridiplantae; Streptophyta; Magnoliopsida; Malvales; Malvaceae
Product: ethylene-responsive transcription factor WIN1-like
Exons: 2
Coding region: 146-685 (179 amino acids)
Biological process (GO): regulation of DNA-templated transcription
Molecular function (GO): DNA binding; DNA-binding transcription factor activity
Source: RefSeq, a predicted model, not a curated record